AUGGCUAAACGCACCAAGAAGGUCGGGAUUAUCAGGAAAUAUGGGACCCGCUACGGUGCCUCCCUCCAGAAGAUGGUGAAGAAGAUUGAAAUUAGCCAGCAUGCCAAGUACACUUCCUUCUGUGGCAAGACCAAGAUGAGGAGUGCCGUUGGCAUCUGGCACUAUGGAUCCUGCAUGAAAACAGUAGCUGGUGGGGCUUGGACCUACGACACCACUUCUGCCAUCACAGUGAAGUCUGCCAUCAGAAGUCUCGAGAAACUGAAAGACCAGUAG
Molecule: messenger RNA, 273 nt
Organism: Psammomys obesus (fat sand rat)
Lineage: Eukaryota; Metazoa; Chordata; Mammalia; Rodentia; Muridae
Product: 60S ribosomal protein L37a-like
Biological process (GO): translation
Cellular component (GO): ribosome
Molecular function (GO): structural constituent of ribosome
Source: RefSeq, a predicted model, not a curated record